AUGUUUGCUGAGCGUCUUGUACAAAGUGUUCACCAGGAUCAUUACACACGCAUAUCUAGGACGCCGGAUGAAGCUCAACCCCGAAAACAAGUUGGAUUCCAUCAAGAGUUUACCUUCAUGGACCACAUCCAGACGGUGUCGAGGGUCAUAGAGGCGCUGGUCGAUGAAGGCACUUACAACACAGUCGCUGACACCAUUUCUUCACUUGAUAACAUAUAUUUGCUUUGUGGUUGCACAGUACGUGGAAUCAAGCAUCAUCACGGAGAUAAUUAUGUUUAUGCCAACAGGAAUUCUUUCCAUCGUCACUCCGAUCAUCAACAUCUACUAUAUUCGACCAUACUGCGAAGCGUUCAAACGAUGUCUACUAUGCCGCCCGAAGCUGACUGA
Messenger RNA from Necator americanus (New World hookworm), 387 nucleotides. RefSeq lists its product as uncharacterized. The record is from RefSeq and is a predicted model, not a curated record. Lineage: Eukaryota; Metazoa; Nematoda; Chromadorea; Rhabditida; Ancylostomatidae. The coding region runs from base 1 to 387 and encodes 128 amino acids. The transcript is spliced from 3 exons.